Molecule: messenger RNA, 3822 nt
Organism: Cydia pomonella (codling moth)
Lineage: Eukaryota; Metazoa; Arthropoda; Insecta; Lepidoptera; Tortricidae
Product: adhesion G protein-coupled receptor L3-like
Biological process (GO): adenylate cyclase-activating G protein-coupled receptor signaling pathway; cell surface receptor signaling pathway
Cellular component (GO): membrane
Molecular function (GO): G protein-coupled receptor activity
Source: RefSeq, a predicted model, not a curated record
GACAUCAUCGUCAUCAUUUUUUAUUUUAUUUCAGACAACCGCCAAAACGACCUGGUCCGCAUUGUGUUCUUCGCGUUCGACCGCCUAGAGGAGAUCCUGCCGCCCACCUUCGGCGUCAAGACUGCGCCUUACAGUAGCUUCCUCUCCGAUGCGUCUGCUUCGACGGCCACCAGUAUGAACUCUGAACGGGAAAAGAGGAAUGUUACUAGGGUAUUGAACUCUAAGGUGAUAUCAGCCAGUCUUGGCAACGGACGUCACAUCCAACUUUCUCAGAUGGUGCGGCUAACUAUGAAACAUCUGAAGACUGAAAACGUUACAAACCCCGCCUGCGUUUUCUGGGACUACACUUUGCAUGGCUGGUCCCCCGAAGGCUGCCAAGUAGAAUGGACAAACACGACCCACACCGGCUGCGCCUGCUCGCAUCUCACCAACUUCGCCAUCCUCAUGGAUGUCCACGGUGUUUCCAUCGGAGCCAAACACGAGAUGGCCUUGAGACUUCUUACGUUCAUUGGUUGUGCUAUCUCUGCUGUGGCUUUGCUGGCUGCUAUUAUUGUGUUUCAGUGCUUCAGAAAUAUGAAGUCUGACCGAGUGCUAAUCCACAAGAACCUCUGCGCUUGUCUUCUCAUUGCGGAAGUUGUCUUCAUGUGCGGGAUCGACCAGACGCAGGACCGAGUGUUAUGUGGUAUCAUAGCUGGUUUACUGCACUACUUCUUCCUCGCUGCCUUCGCCUGGAUGUUUCUAGAAGGGUUCCACCUGUACGCCAUGCUAGUGGAAGUGUUCGAGCCGGAGCGGCCGCGCGCGCGCUGGUACAUGGCGGGCGCGUACCUGGCGCCUGCUCUCGUGGUGCUGGCGUCUGCCGCCGCCUUCCCCGGCUACGGCACGCCGCAGCACUGCUGGCUGUCCACUGAUAGACUCUUCGUCAUGAGCUUUGUUGGCCCAGUGGCUUUAGUACUUACGGCCAACUGGAUAUGCUUGAGCAUGGUGAUUUACAUGAUGUGCCAUCAUUCCACCGUCUCCAUUAAGGCGAAAGAAAACUCCAAGCUGUACAAGAUCAGGGUAUGGCUGAACAGCUCCCUAGUCCUGGCCUUCCUGCUGGGACUGACUUGGACCUUCGGGCUCCUGUACCUGAACGAGCAGACAGUGGGCGUGGCCUACGCGUUCACGAUCCUCAACUCGCUGCAGGGGCUGUUCAUCUUCAUCUUCCAUUGUUUGCAGAAUGAGAUUUUCCAGAAGGAGUGCGCGCGGCUGGGCCGGCGGCACCGCUGGCUGGCGUGCUGCGCCGCGCUGGCGCCCGCGCCGCCGCCCGCCGCCUCCAGCGGCCACGUCGACACGCGCCAGGGCAGCGUCAAGAGCCGCCGCUACCACCAGAGCGCCGCCGCGGACACCGACGAUGCCGUGGACCCGAGGGACGUUACGAGCUACAACCUCCAACCGGAGUCAGCGAGAUGGACCGUGCGGCCCACGGCGCCCAUAUACGCGCCGAGCGCCGCGCCGCUAAACAUCCCGCACUCGGCCUCCCACUCGCAAAGCAUCGCCUCCAUGCAUAGCUACCGGCACGUGGAGCCGAACGAUUACCAGAACCUUCGGUCGCGUUCGCCAUCUUGUUUUUCGAACAAGAUGGCCGCGUCCGUCGGGAACGAAUGGCAGAACGGGAGCAUGUGGAAGAACACUUCUUCUAAGCACUAUCCAAGCGGCACGUCGACGCUGCCGCACCACGACCCGCUGCCGCACCAGCCGGGCGCCCUGCACGCGCCCCACGACGACUGCGACGCCGCCGCGCGCGCGCCGCCCUCCCCGCGCCACCAGGCCGACGCCGGCCCGCUGCACCACCAGGGCUACAACACCACCCGGAGCUACAACCACGACUUCAGGAACCCGCACGUCUACAUGUCCCAGCACUCCCCCGGCAGCCAGGAGAUGAUCUUCCGCAAGCAUUACAAAGACGAGAACAGACGCAAGCACCACCACCAUCACGGCAGCCAGAAUAUCAACCAUACCUAUUCAGAAAUAGCCUCCCAACAGGGAAGAAUAUACAGACGCGGCUCGGAGCAAGAGUUCCGCGUCAUCCAAGACGAUCCAGUGUAUGAAGAAAUCGAAAGGAACGAGACUCUAAUGUCGGAUAUGUCCGAUGAUAAUUCCGGCCCGGACAACUGCAGACAAAAUCCGGGCCACCACGGGUCUUCGAGCUCCAAGUUCUACGGGGACCACCGGCCUUUGAUCUCAUACAGCCCGGGAGAAAGGCAUCACCAUGACCCGGAGCAUUAUGCGAAGUAUGGCAAAUGGGAUACAAUAGAGCGAGCUUACGAUCCGAGACACGCCUAUGAGAGCGGAAGGCUGAUGCACCCGGCGUACCACCAGCCUCAAGAAAAUAAUAUGAGGGCUCUGGCAGCGGUCCUUAAUGGAGAAAACAAUGUUGUCUGCCAUUUAGAGCCACACAAUUCCUACGACGUUUACCAACCGCAGGCAGGCAAUCCGAGGACUGUCUCCCAACCGAGUUUCUAAGGACUAAGUUGAAAUAAAGCCCAGUGAUCGAACGAAAAGAUUGGAACUGACUGUGUCAAUCUCGGACGUAUGUUUCAGUGUUAGUGAUAGACUCUUGAGUGAGUGUACAGAUAUAGCUGGUGAUUUUUUCUAUGGACGUAGUAUAGAGAAAGAUCUAGCGCAUAAAUAGCGUUUAUGUAGGAACUUGCCAUAAUGCGGACUUUAAAAUAACAUAUAUUUAUAGACGGUUAGAUUGUAAACGUAACUUUAAAUCACUUUUUCCACUGUGAUCCUAUUUCAAGAUAACGGCUCAAGUUCAGUGUUACGACCAUAUUUUCUUUGUAUGGCGGAUUUAAAUAGCAAUUUUGUAUAUACGACUCUUAGCGUUAGUGCUAGGCUCUUAGUACUUCCAGUGUGUCCUUAAUAUUUCUAUCUGUCGACUUUCCUUUACGAAUCAUGGCAUUUCAUUGAGUACGUUUGCGAGAUUUAUGUAGGUACGAAAAUCUGUGAUGUUUCCUUUUUUUACGCUUUAGAUUAGGGCUCGCUGUCUCGAAUAAUAUGUAAAAUUCACUGCCAUAACUUAUUAUUACUAUGGUUUAACUUAUUUUUGUGACAUAUAAUUUUAAUAAUAAAGUUAUCCUCUGGCAGAUAUAUUUGUACGUAUUGCAGCUUUGUAUGUUUUAUUUUUCGAAAAUAUUUCAAACAAUCCAUCCAACCUAUUAUAGACUGACACCACCUCGAUGUUGUGCACUUUUCUGUACAUUAGAACUUAGUGUUAUAAUACUUAAAAAUAACAAUAAAAUAUAUUAUUUCUACAUAAGUAGAUUUAAUUUUAAUGCCAUGAAUGAAAUUGUUAAUUUUUACCGUAAAACUAAAGGUUAAGGAAUUGUUUCAUAGAAUUGAUACAAGUACAAUAAUAUAACUAACUGUACCCUUGAUUUCUUGUAUAUUUUGGAUCGAUUAAGCAAUAUAUUAGACUGAAGUAUUUAAUAAAUAUUUGGCCAUUUUUUACUACUGUAUAACAACGUAAUUAUUGUAAUUGUAACAUUUAUAUCAUUUUAGCGAGGCCAAAAUUUAUGAAAUACUUUUUUGGAAAAUACGAAAGAGUGGGGUGUAUUAUUUUUUGUAUUGGGUUAUAUACUAGUCCACCUUCACCCACUCUUAGAUACACGACUUGUACAUUUCGUCAUGUGUAUUUCUGUUAUAUUUUUUGUUUUGAUUGUAUUUUAAUAACGUUGACGAGUAUAUUAAUGUAAAGUAGGAAAACAAAAAUGUGUAAAUAAUUUAAAGUUUAUAUAAUAAAGAGUGGUUGUUCUCAGAGGAUAUCCACAAGGGAAAUUA